Messenger RNA from Fomitopsis serialis, 444 nucleotides. RefSeq lists its product as uncharacterized. The transcript has 5 exons. Bases 1 to 444 code for a protein of 147 amino acids. The record is from RefSeq and is a predicted model, not a curated record. Lineage: Eukaryota; Fungi; Basidiomycota; Agaricomycetes; Polyporales; Fomitopsidaceae.
AUGUACAGCCUGAUAUUAGCAACUCUUUCACACUGGUAUCACCUGGCAUUCUCAGGGGCUGGCAACUCCAAACAGGACUCUGGGCUGUUCCAUUUGUUGCAGCAGGCCCUUUCCUGCCCUGAUCAGGCAGGCUGCCAAGUUUUGGGGCUGACUUUAAAUCCCAGCCACAAGCUCAUCAACAACACUGCCUUUGCUGUGCUGUGGCCUCCCAUAAAUAUUCAUAAAAUUAUGGUACCAUUCACAAAGCAGAAAAAUGCAAUAUGCUUCUAUACACAUUGGUUCUUUUUGGAUUGCUGUCUGAUCCUGUGCAUAGUGUGGGUGUACCCAUGGGUGUCUGAGGGCAUACCCAUACCCAUACCCACAUGGGUUGCAUACCCAUGGCAUGGGUAUGGGUUUUGCAUGGGUAUCAUGGGUACCCUUGGGUAUGGGUACCAUCAUGGGUAG